This is a messenger RNA of Aspergillus nidulans FGSC A4, 2178 nucleotides long. RefSeq lists its product as uncharacterized. The transcript is spliced from 6 exons. Lineage: Eukaryota; Fungi; Ascomycota; Eurotiomycetes; Eurotiales; Aspergillaceae. The coding region runs from base 1 to 2178 and encodes 725 amino acids. Gene Ontology annotation, biological process: regulation of transcription by RNA polymerase II; DNA-templated transcription; regulation of DNA-templated transcription. The record is from RefSeq and is a predicted model, not a curated record. Gene Ontology annotation, cellular component: nucleus. Gene Ontology annotation, molecular function: DNA binding; DNA-binding transcription factor activity, RNA polymerase II-specific; zinc ion binding.
AUGGUCUACCCCGGGCGACCAAGCAGCGGCUGCCAGACAUGCCGCACCAGACGCAUCAAAUGCGAUGAAACACGCCCUCAUUGUAAUGCCUGUGUGCGCUCGGGUAGAGAAUGCCCUGGCUAUCCGCACCCUCUGGACAUCGUGCUGCGGCCCCAGAAAGCAUUCAAUCGCAAGAACCCAGCUAUGGUGGCUCAGCGCUCUACAACAGACAAUGACAUAGACACAAAGGCAGACAAGUCGAGAUCUUGUGGAUUACGUCCACUUCCCUGUUUACCCGUAACAUCAGGAUCUACCACUUUUCCGCAGGUCCCUGGUGGCCUAUAUCUCCCCAUGGAAGAUACUGUCACUGCAUUUUUUUUCAACUCGUACAUUUACACGCCCCGUGAUCCAUUAAUCCGGCCCGGUUCAAUGGAAUACCUCCCCCAACUAUACGCGGCCGCUCCCUUUGAUUCACAUUUGCGCCUGAGCGCGCUAGCUGUCGCUUUCUUCUGCGUGGCUGCCUGGACUCGCCAGGAGAAUUUAGUUUGGCGUGCGCAACAGUGCUUUGGGAUGGCACUUGCUCGCACGCGAAGUGCGCUACAAGGUGAUAUUGAACGUGACUAUGACAAUAUCCUCAUGACGUUGAUGCUUCUUUAUCUUUAUGAGGAAUUCAUUUCGAUCAAAGAGAACAAGCCCUCACCGAAGCAUCAUUUGCGUGGUGCGGUUGCUCUAAUUAACUGCUGUAGCCCUGAACGCCGGAAGUUGCCCUUGUCAGAUACAUUGACCAAUGCGAUACAGGGAGAGAUUGUAUAUUCCGCCGUCGAUGAAAGAUGCCCGCUGCUUCAAACACCAAAGAGCUGGCCGCUCUCAGAGGGUAUUCCAGAGCUGGCUUCUUCACGGCUGAUGAUGAUCGCAACCCCGUUCGUCAAACUGCGGGAGCGCUGGAUGAAAUUCUUUGCUCGCGCCGACACUGCAAAUAUUGAGGAGACUGAGGCGAUCCUCUCGGAAGCCCGCACCUUCGACGACCGAUUCCUUGGCUGGACCUACUCCCUCCCUAAACACUGGUACCCCAUGCCUGCCGCGUUCUUCCCGCAAUCCGUCCGGGACGCAGGAGCCUACGAGGGCCGCUGCGACUGCUACACGGACGUCUGGAUCGCUGAGACAUGGAAUAACUACCGCAUAUUCCGGCUCUCCGUUCAAAACCUCAUAUACCGCUGUUUAUCCCUUCUGCCCAACCGCACGGACGAGAUCGAGUCCACUCUCCGAACGACCCGUGCAUUGGCGACGGAUAUCUGCGCCAGCGUGCCGUUUUACCUUGGAAGCCAGACAGGCUCGAUGCGGAUCACUGAUAGUCGAGUUGAGUAUCCGGCGGCAGAACCGAAACAUUCACGCCAACAAGCGCCGCUAAUAGGCGGAUGGUUCAUUAGGCCGGCGCUGGAUACGCUUUGCUCUAUGGAGAACCUGCCUGAGGACCUAGUGGAGUGGGCGAGGGGACAGUCAAUUGCUUCACCUACUCUGAUUCUCGCAAACAGUCAACGCCAGCCAAACUCCGCCUCCACUAGCGCCGACAGGCGGCUUGGACUUACCAACAAAAUGGUCUUCUCGUGGUUUCGCUCGAAUCAAACACCUACCACCACCACCUCCCCCUCCUCCUCGGUAGAACCAGAAUCGCCACUUCAACAUUUAACACCUACAUCAGUCGAACCGACCCUGACGGAAGCACCACUUGUCAAACCCACAGCCGGCACAGACGAUCUUCCCAAGCUCUGGACGCCGUCCACAAACAAGAAGCUUUUCUUCGGCGGCGCAGUCUUUUUCGCGCUUUCACUGCUCACGACGCGCCGUGCGCUAGUCCGACGCUUCAAAGCCACAAUCCCACCGUACUAUACCUCCUCAGUCUACCAUAAGCCCGAAGUAAAUGGCGGAAUGGAAGCAUUUGAAGCCUUGCACUUGGCAACGAUCAAUGUACUCAGCUUUUCGAUGAUGGCGAGCGGGGGCGUGCUGUGGGCGAUGGGCGUCAACUCGGUUGAGGAUAUUCGGGCAUAUGUGAAGAAAAGGAUGGCUGCGGGUGACCGAGAGCUUAGUCAAACUGACAAGGAGAUGGAGAAGGAGGUUGAGGAGUGGGUGAUGAAGUAUUUGGGGAAGAGGAUCGAGAAUGGGAAGUUGAAGGAUUUGAGUGAGCCGAAGGGGUCUACGUAA